GAAUUUUAUUUCACAACAACAUUCGAUUCGAUUUUUUUUUUGUUGAAAAUUAAGUUUUUUUUUUUGAAAAUUCUUUCAAUCAAAAUGAAAAAAAUGAAUGAUUGCAGCAGCGAAAAUUCAUCGCUGGAACCAGCAAGAAAAAGUCGUCGAUUACAGGCCAAAUUGGAAAUAAAUCGUUUGAAUUAUGUUGAAUCAUCAUCAAGCGAUGACGAAAAUGAUGAUGAUAAUUAUAACGAAAUGAAAUUUAGUUUUAUCGGUUCUCACAAUAAUGACAACAACGGCGACGACGACGAUGAUGAUGAUAAUCUUCGUUCAUUAAAACGAAAUAAUUCAUUCGCUUUGUCUGAUCAUUCAUUUGGUGAUCAAUUAUUUCAAAGUCAAACAUCAUUUUCACAAUUGACACAAAAUUCACUUCAAUCCGGCCAAUUUACUUAUCUAAUUUUUUCACCAUCAUCAUCAUUGAUUACAAAUAAUAUUGUGGAUGAUAAUUGUUUGGACAGAAUCCUAGAAUUAUUUCAACUUUUAAUAAAAAAUAUUAAUGAUAAUAAAAAUCUGAUUCAAACAAUCGGUUCAUCAUUGGAAUAUUUUCGUCAACCACAUCCAAAAUUGAUUGAUUUUUUGAAUUAUUUUUUAAAUUUAUAUUCAAAAUUAUCAUCAAAUGAUUAUCUGGAAUCACGUAAUGAAAUUGGUUAUCAAUAUUGUUUGGUUGUUGAACAAAUAUUCGAUCAAUUGGAUCGUUCACGUUCGAAUUGGACUGAAAUGAAUUUAUUCAAUUUAUUUCGAACCGAUUCAAAAAUCAAUAACAAAUCAACAAUUAUUUCACAAAAUAAUCAUAGCUAUCUAUUUGAUUUGAUUGAAUUUAUUGACAAUUGUUUUGGCCAUUUUCAACAACAACAAACAACGAAUAAAGAUGAUGAUGAAGAAAAUGUAAAGAAAAAUAAUCGAAAUAAUCAUCGAUCAAAUGCAUUGAUUGUUUCUGUUCGGUUAUUUGAAAUUAUUGUAAAAUUCCUGACCAACGAUAUGGAAAGAUUUUUUCAAAAAUCAUUUAAUUUUCUUUUGGAUAUUCAAGAUGAUAAUGAUCGUCCAUUAAUUGUUCGUUUAUUAUGGCCAAAUGUUAAACAUCCUGAUUAUAUGUCAAGUAUGGUUAGAUAUUUUCUUUAUUUGCUAACCAAAUCUAUACGAACAUUUUCGGAAAUUCAAAAUGAUCAAACUCAUCGAUCAUUAUUAUCGUUCGAUUUGCUUCCAAAACAAUCAAAUAUUUUCAUUCAAUCAAUCAUUAAAAUGCUAAUGUUGAUUGCCGAAUCAUUACGUAUUGGUUCGGGUAAUAUACGACCAUAUUUAUCGCUAACAUCCAGUCGUAAUCUUAUUGCUAAUGAUCUUUGGUGUCAAUUUGAACGUUAUAAAUUGAAUGAAAAUUUUAAUUUAUUAAAAUUUUUAUCCAAACAAUUUCAAUCAUUAUCAUGGUUCAAUUUACAAUUUAUGUUACAAAUUAUGGAUCAUUUAUUUUCCGAUCUUAAACACACAUUACCGAUGAUUCUUGGUCAAAAUAAUGGUAUACGUUUACGAAAAUUACGUAUAACAUUACGUUUGUUGGUUUCAACAUUUUUAACCGGUAAUCUUGAUGAUUUACGUGUUGAACAUUUUCGUAUGAUGAUGCAUAAUAAUAAAAAACCUUUGGAAUCGAAUUCAAUUGAAGAAAAAUUGAAACAAUUUAAAGAAUUGAUCAAAUCUUCUUUGAGUAAUCAGGAUGAUAGUGGUAGACAACCGUCAUAUCAAACGUAUUUAACACGGAAAACAAACUAUGGUGGUAAUACAUUACAUAUGGCAAGUCGUAAUAAUGAUCCAGCGGUUAUUCGAAAAUAUUUUGAUCAAACACAACCAAAUCAACAAGAUCGUUCGGGUUAUACACCAUUGAUUGAUUGUAUACGUUAUGAGCAUUUUGAUUGUCUUGAAACAUUAAUUCAAUCAAGCAUUGAAUCCGAUUAUCCAUUGAAUUAUGAAAUACAAAUUUCAAAAGAUAAUGGUUUUACAGCAUUACAUUAUGCAUUGAUUAUUGGUAAUCGUAAAUCAAUACGAUUAUUAUUAGAAAAUGGUGGUUAUCAUCUGAUGUUUAUCGAAUCAAAAGAUGGUUAUUCACCGCAAACAUUAAUCGAAUAUUUAGAUCAACAACAUUCGAACGAAUUGAAUGAGGAAAAUUUAUCCGAAUUUAUAUCGAAAAUUGAAUGUAAAAAAAUUCCCAAUCAUUUACCUGCGUUUGAUGAAUUAUCCAGGAAAUUUCAAAUGAAUCUUGAACAAUUGUUAUCAUUUUAUUGUGAAAUGAUAACAAAUUUAUUCGAUUGUUAUUUACAAACAAAUCGUUUGCAUCAAUUUAAUUUUGAUAGUAUUUUUUUGGAUGAUCAACAACAACAAAUCGAUAAAACAACAACAAAUGAUAAUCUUGAUCAUCAAAGUAUUUGUUUACGUUUAUCACAUGAAUUUCAACGAAUAUUUCAACGUAAUCCAAAUGAAUUGGAAUUAACAAUGUUGAUGGAUGAUUUGAAAAUUAUUUCGAAAUUUCCCGAAUAUUUUGAACAAUUCUCGGAUCAAUUAAAACGUGAACAAAAUCUUCAAAAUUUUCGUAAUGAUUUCGGGUUAGAAUUUCAAUCAUUACGAUUAUCGAUUGGUUUGAUUCAAAAAAAUAUGGGUAAAUAUGAAAUUGCAUAUAUUUUUCUACAAAAUUCACGUACAAUUAAUCAUUUACCAAUACAACAUGGUGAUCGUAUUCUUAAUCGAUUCUUAUCGCAAACACCCAUGAAUGAACAAAAAAUUCGUAAAGUUUCAUAUCCAAAACCAUUAACAAAUCUUGAUAAUUCAAAUGAAUCUUGUUCGGCUUGGUCAUCGACGGCGAUUACAAAUUGA
This is a messenger RNA of Dermatophagoides pteronyssinus (European house dust mite), 2898 nucleotides long. RefSeq lists its product as uncharacterized. Gene Ontology annotation, cellular component: site of double-strand break; nucleus. NCBI's taxonomy places the organism in Eukaryota, Metazoa, Arthropoda, Arachnida, Sarcoptiformes, Pyroglyphidae. The record is from RefSeq and is a predicted model, not a curated record. Gene Ontology annotation, molecular function: protein binding. Gene Ontology annotation, biological process: DNA damage response; protein localization to site of double-strand break; positive regulation of double-strand break repair.